Messenger RNA from Alternaria atra, 1371 nucleotides. RefSeq lists its product as uncharacterized. Lineage: Eukaryota; Fungi; Ascomycota; Dothideomycetes; Pleosporales; Pleosporaceae. Gene Ontology annotation, molecular function: iron ion binding; heme binding; stearoyl-CoA 9-desaturase activity. Gene Ontology annotation, biological process: unsaturated fatty acid biosynthetic process. Gene Ontology annotation, cellular component: intracellular membrane-bounded organelle; endoplasmic reticulum membrane. The coding region runs from base 1 to 1371 and encodes 456 amino acids. The transcript has 2 exons. The record is from RefSeq and is a predicted model, not a curated record.
AUGGCUGUUUCUGAUCCUUCGGUGGGGGGUAAGCCUUCCAUUCCGAAGGAGCUACACAUAUCCGCUCAACCCGUUACUUUCGCAAAUUGGUACAAGAAAAUCAACUGGCUCAACACUACUCUCGUUGUCCUUGUUCCAACCUAUGGUCUUUACCUAGCACGCUCGACACCGCUUACUCGGCCAACCUUGCUAUGGAGCAUCCUCUACUACUUCAUGACCGCUUUCGGUAUCACAGGCGGGUAUCAUAGGUUAUGGAGCCAUCGCUGUUACUCCGCGCGCCUUCCCGUGCGCUUGUUCCUAGCAUUUACAGGAGCAGGAGCAAUUCAAGGCAGCAUCCGAUGGUGGAGCGCCAAUCACCGCGCUCACCACCGAUGGACGGAUACGAUGAAAGAUCCCUACUCGGUUAUGCGAGGAUUACUAUUCUCUCACAUCGGAUGGAUGGUUCUCAACAACGAUCCCAAAGUCAAAGGCCGUACAGACAUUUCUGACCUGGAUAGCGAUCCAAUCGUUGUGUUUCAGCACAGGCACUAUGGAAAACUGCUUCUCUUCGCUGCCUGGAUCUUCCCUGCGAUAGUAGCAGGCCUAGGCUGGGGUGACUGGUGGGGUGGACUUGUAUAUGCUGGCAUAAUACGAGCGUGUUUCGUGCAGCAAGCCACAUUCUGUGUGAAUAGUCUCGCGCACUGGAUUGGCGAGCAGCCAUUCGAUGAUCGAAGAAGUCCAAGGGAUCAUAUGUUGACCGCUUUGGUGACGAUGGGCGAAGGGUACCACAACUUCCAUCAUGAGUUCCCAUCUGAUUACCGCAAUGCGAUCAUCUGGUACCAAUACGACCCCACGAAGUGGCUCAUCUGGAUCAUGUCCAUAAUCCCUCUUUUUCCUCUAACAUACGACUUGAAGACCUUCCGCUCCAAUGAAAUUGAGAAAGGCCGACUCCAACAGCAACAAAAAGCACUCGACCAGAAGCGAUCCACGCUUGAUUGGGGUGUUCCAUUAGCUCAGUUGCCAGUCAUCAGUUGGGAUGACUUCCAAGCCCAGGCUUCCGCCAAUGGUGCCGCUUUGGUGGCCAUCGCUGGUGUAAUUCAUGAUGUCUCACCGUUUAUUGCCGAUCAUCCUGGUGGUAAGACACUGAUCAAGAGUGCGGUUGGGAAGGAUGCUACAGCGAUCUUUAAUGGUGGGGUGUAUGAACAUUCCAAUGCCGCACAUAACUUGCUGUCGACUAUGCGUGUUGGUAUUUUACGAGGCGGACAGGAAGUUGAAGUCUGGAAAACAGGUGUUGAGAGAGCCAGUAAAGACACCAAGGGUAAUGGUGUCGUUAGGGCUGGUGAUCAGAUCACAAGGGUGGUUACACCAGUUGCAGCGGCUGUAGCAGCAUGA